Pimephales promelas (fathead minnow) is the source of this 2178-nucleotide messenger RNA. RefSeq names its product MAGUK p55 scaffold protein 2b (gene mpp2b). The record is from RefSeq and is a predicted model, not a curated record. Gene Ontology annotation, molecular function: protein binding. Lineage: Eukaryota; Metazoa; Chordata; Actinopteri; Cypriniformes; Leuciscidae.
CAGCAUCUCAAUAAAACAAAAGCGCAUCGCCGCCGGUCAGAUACGUGAUGUAAAGCAGUUACACAGAUUGUUUAAAUCUUCGUUUAGUAAUCAGGUGACAAGAGCUUGACUGAGCAGAUAAUCUAGUUUAAAGUGUUCGCGUCGUGUGAUAAUAUUGCUGUCCGUGAGACUCACUGGUUGCUGUGUUAUCAGGUGUAUGUGUGAGGUAAAUAAGACGCGAAAUUCUUAAUGAUUCGAAAGCCGAUGGAUUGUACGCGUUAAUUCGGCGACCAACAUCAUGACCGCCGUCUGCAAAAAGUGAAAGACGUGCACUGCUGGUUUAUUUCACCUCACGUUUGACAUCACAGUUGGACCAAUUUGAUACGCAGACAGACACAAACGAAAACGAAAAUGCCAGUGGCGUCUGCCAGCUCUGACUCAGCAAUGCUGAGUCUUCUGGACACCUUGAGUGACAGCACCAGCUCCACCACAGCCAAUGACCUGGACCUCAUCUUUCUGAAAGGAAUCAUGGAGAGUCCAGUGUCUCGAGAGCACUACGAAGAGCCAAAGCUGGAGGCGGUGAGGGACAAUAAUUUGGAGUUAGUGCAGGAUAUCCUGAGAGACCUCACCACCCUCACAUCUCACAGUCAGGCGGCACACGAGCUCGUCUGCAUCCUCAAAGAGCCUCACUUUCAGUCUCUGCUUGAAACACAUGACUCUGUAGCUUCCAAAAGCUAUGAGACUCCGCCUCCCAGCCCCUGUGCGUUCAUGGACCCUGCGUUCAUCAACCAGCCUGUUCCCCCUGAUGCUGUCAGGAUGGUGGGCAUCCGCAAAGUGUCUGGAGAGCACCUGGGUGUGACGUUUCGGGUGGAGGGUGGAGAGCUGGUGAUUGCUAGGAUUCUGCACGGGGGCAUGAUAGAUCAGCAGGGCCUGCUGCAUGUGGGUGACAUCAUCAAAGAGGUGAACGGAAAAGAGGUCGGGAGCGACCCAAAGGUUCUUCAGAAUAUGCUGAAAGAGUCCAACGGGAGUGUGGUCCUCAAAAUCCUCCCCAGUUACCAAGAACCACACACACCUCGACAGGCCUUUGUAAAGUGUCACUUUGACUAUGACCCCAGUCAUGACAACCUGAUCCCCUGUAAAGAAGCUGGACUCAAAUUCAGCAGUGGAGACAUCCUUCAGAUCUUCAACCAGGAGGACCCUAACUGGUGGCAGGCGUGUCAUCUGGAAGGAGGCAGUGCUGGCCUGAUCCCCAGUCAGCUGCUUGAGGAGAAGAGAAAAGCUUUUGUCAAGAGAGACCUGGAGCUCACUAGCACAGGGGCUCUGUGUGCAGGGAUGGGGGGUAAGAAGAAGAAGAAGAUGAUGUACUUGACCACCAAGAACGCUGAGUUCGAUCGGCACGAGUUGAGGAUUUACGAGGAAGUGGCCAAGGUGCCUCCAUUCCGCAGGAAGACGCUGGUUCUGAUUGGAGCUCAGGGAGUGGGACGCCGUAGCUUGAAAAAUAAGAUUUUGGUGUCGGACCCGCAUCGUUAUGGAACCACAACACCCUACACAUCUCGUAAACCCAAGGUGGAUGAGAAGGAGGGGCAGAUGUACCUGUUCAUGUCUCGCAGCGAGAUGGAAGCUGACAUUAAAUGUGGCCGGUUUCUGGAGCACGGGGAAUACGAUGCAAACCUGUACGGCACCAAGAUCGACUCCAUCCAUGAGGUCGUGGACUCCGGCAAGAUUUGCAUUUUGGAUGUCAAUCCGCAGGCACUCAAAGUUCUGCGAACAGCCGAGUUUCUUCCAUAUGUGGUGUUCAUUGAAGCCCCAAACUUCCAGGUUCUGAAAGACAUGAACAGAUCUGCCAUCGACGCUGGUGUUGUGACUAAACAGAUGACGGACUCAGAACUCAAACGGACGGUGGACGAGAGCGAAAGGAUCCAGAGGGCGUACAGUCACUAUUUUGACCUGAGCAUUGUGAACGACAACCUUGACGGAGCAUACCGCAGCCUCAAGAGGGCGCUGGACAGACUCAAUACAGACCACCAGUGGGUUCCUGUCAGCUGGGUCUUCUGAGAGUAAUUCACCAGUUGGGUUCUUCUCACAGUGGCUAGAGUCUAGUUACCUGCUGUAAUCUACGUGAACUUGCCUGUUCUUUAGAUUUUUGCACAGAAAAUCAUGACAAUACAAAGCUAGUUUAUUAUUUUGUAAAAAAAAAAA